AAGUGAAUUUGUUUUUUCAAGAAUUUGUUUCUUUCUGUUGAUUGUUUGUGUUUUAAUUAAUUAUUUCGUUUGAUUUGUUUAGUUUUUACUUUGUUUUGAGUAUUGUUUUAUUGAGGAAUUGGUUGUUUUCAAUAUGGCUCGAAAUGCUGAGAAAGCGAUGACAACUUUGGCUCGUUGGAGACAAACACAGUUGGAAGGAGACAAAGGAAAACGUCGUAGACCUUAUUUAGCUUCGGAAUGUAAUGAUUUAAAGGAAGCCGAACGUUGGAGAUUGGAAAUUAUCAGAGAAAUAAGUAGAAAGGUUACUCAGAUUCAGAAUGCUGGUCUUGGUGAAUAUAGGGUACGAGAUUUAAAUGAUCAGAUAAACAAAUUGUUACGUGAAAAAAGACAUUGGGAAUAUCGAUGUGCAGAACUUGGAGGAGUUAAUUAUCGCCGAGCGCCUGGUCCUAAAUUUGAUUUCUCAGGUCGAGAAGUUCCAGGAACAAGAGGAUAUCGUUAUUUUGGAGCUGCGAAAGAUUUACCCGGUGUCAGAGAAUUGUUCUCAACUGAACCACCUCCACUAAUACGUAAAACUAGAGCCGAGUUAAUGAAAGACAUUGACGCAGAUUAUUAUGGUUAUCGGGAUGAAGAUGAUGGUGUAAUUGUACCAUUAGAGAAUGAAGCUCAAAGAGAAGCGAUUACAAAGGCUGUCGCCGGAUAUGCUGAUUCAGAUCAACAGAUCGAAGUUGAUCUAAGUGCUGAUAUCGAAGAUGUUAAACUUGAUGAUGAUAACGACGGAAUCGAUUUCUGUGGACCUAAAAUUUUCGUCUCCCAUGUUCCCCAUAUCGCAAGUUUAGAAGAAAUUCAAGAAGCCAUUUUAGAGAAAAAGAAACAAGAACUAUUGGAAAAGUUUCUCAGUGGAAAAGUCAACGCCGAUAAUGACGACGACGAUGAUGAAGAAGACGACGAAUAAACUUUUCUUUUUAAAUUAAUGAAGAAAAACAAAUGCACCAAAAUAUUUUCAUUUUUCUCUCAUUGAAACUCAUUGAUUUUGAAGCGAAACAAAAAGAAAACAACCUUGAUCUCAAUCGAUUGAUUAAUGGAUUCCAAUGUAAUCGUUAAUUUGCUCAUUCAUUUAAAGUUAUUUUAAAUUUUUACCAAAACAAA
Molecule: messenger RNA, 1146 nt
Organism: Panonychus citri (citrus red mite)
Lineage: Eukaryota; Metazoa; Arthropoda; Arachnida; Trombidiformes; Tetranychidae
Product: pre-mRNA-splicing factor ISY1 homolog
Exons: 2
Coding region: 134-952 (272 amino acids)
Biological process (GO): mRNA 3'-splice site recognition; generation of catalytic spliceosome for second transesterification step
Cellular component (GO): Prp19 complex; post-mRNA release spliceosomal complex; catalytic step 2 spliceosome
Source: RefSeq, a predicted model, not a curated record